Penicillium samsonianum is the source of this 1280-nucleotide messenger RNA. It is a transcript of the gene ipp1, whose product is annotated as inorganic diphosphatase IPP1. Gene Ontology annotation, molecular function: inorganic diphosphate phosphatase activity; magnesium ion binding. The transcript has 4 exons. Gene Ontology annotation, biological process: phosphate-containing compound metabolic process. NCBI's taxonomy places the organism in Eukaryota, Fungi, Ascomycota, Eurotiomycetes, Eurotiales, Aspergillaceae. Gene Ontology annotation, cellular component: nucleus; cytoplasm. The record is from RefSeq and is a predicted model, not a curated record. Bases 1 to 1047 code for a protein of 348 amino acids.
AUGAUUUGUCCUCCAUUGGCCCGACUGGGAAGUGCUACCUCCACCGCCUCCCGCCGUGUUUGGCGCACAUCAGCAACGCUGGCUCCCCCCACUUCUACUGCCCCUCUCUCCUCUUCCUUUUCUUCUCCCUUAUCCCGCGCGGCCCAAGUAUCUAGACACUUUUCGUCCGCUUCACCCAACAUGUCUUACUCCAUCCGCAAGGUCGGCUCCCCAUACACUCUCGAGCACCGUGUGUUCGUUGAGAAGGAUGGCGUCCCCGUCUCUCCCUUCCACGACAUUCCUCUGUACGCCAACGAGCAGCAGACCAUCCUGAACAUGGUCGUUGAGAUCCCCCGCUGGACCAACGCUAAGCAGGAGAUCUCCAAGGAUGAGUUCCUCAACCCCAUCAAGCAGGACACCAAGAAGGGCAAGCUCCGCUUCGUCCGCAACUGCUUCCCCCACAAGGGUUACCUCUGGAACUACGGUGCCUUCCCUCGCACCUGGGAAGACCCCAACUCCAUCCACCCCGAGACCAAGGCCAAGGGUGACGACGAUCCCCUCGACGUUUGCGAGAUUGGUGAGCUUGUCGGCUACACCGGUCAGGUCAAGCAGGUCAAGGUUCUUGGCGUCAUGGCCCUGAUUGACGAGGAGGAGACCGACUGGAAGAUCAUUGUCAUCGAUGUCAACGACCCUCUUGCCCCUAAGCUCAACGACAUUGAGGAUGUCGAGCGCCAGCUUCCCGGCCUCAUGCGCGCCACCAACGAGUGGUUCCGCAUCUACAAGAUCCCCGACGGAAAGCCCGAGAACCAGUUCGCCUUCUCCGGCGAGUGCAAGAACAAGAAGUACGCCGAGGAUGUCAUCCGCGAGUGCUCCGACGCCUGGGAGAAGCUUGUCUCUGGCAAGACCCCCCGUGGCGAGAUCAGCCUUGCCAACUCCACCGUUGAGAACUCUCCCGACCGUGUUGACCAGGGUCAGCUCGCUGCUAUCCCCCGCAACGAGACUCUGCCCCCUGCUCCCAUUGAUGGCAGCAUUGACAAGUGGUUCUUCAUCUCAGGUGCCGCAGUAUAAAUGAUAUUUUCUGCAACAGAAAUAUAAAACUAACCAAAACUUUCAAGCCUAUGAUCGUCUGCCCGGUGGGAACUACCUUCUUCGAUUUCCUGAGGACAGGACCCAUUUCUGAAUUGUGAAUGAAUUGCUCCCAAUACUUAAUUCUUUACCACCACAGCGUAGAGAAGAGUAGUCUGAUGGGCAAAUGCAAAUCCGAACAACUGUAUAGUAAUGAAACAUCACCACUUUCAACA